Messenger RNA from Salvelinus sp. IW2-2015, 2251 nucleotides. It is a transcript of the gene rbbp5, whose product is annotated as retinoblastoma binding protein 5. NCBI's taxonomy places the organism in Eukaryota, Metazoa, Chordata, Actinopteri, Salmoniformes, Salmonidae. Gene Ontology annotation, cellular component: Set1C/COMPASS complex. The record is from RefSeq and is a predicted model, not a curated record. Gene Ontology annotation, molecular function: protein binding.
AGUCACUCUCUUGUUAGCAACAGAGCUACAUAGCUCAACGUCUGUGUUUUGGAUAAAUCGACUUGAAUACUGUUUAUUUUGAUAUUCGUGGUCUCAGAAUUGGUCAGCGAUGAAUUUAGAGUUGCUCGAGUCGUUCGGGCAGAACUAUCCAGAGGAGGCCGAUGGCACUCUGGACUGUAUCAGUAUGGCUCUCACAUGCACCUUUAACCGCUGGGGCACGCUUCUGGCAGUGGGCUGCAACGACGGACGCAUCGUCAUCUGGGAUUUCCUGACACGGGGCAUCGCCAAGAUCAUCAGCGCUCACAUUCAUCCAGUCUGCUCACUGUGUUGGAGUCGAGACGGUCACAAGCUGGUGAGUGCGUCUACAGAUAACAUAGUGUCGCUAUGGGACGUCCUGACGGGAGACUGUGACCAGAGGUUCCGCUUCCCCUCGCCCAUCCUCAAACUGCAGUACCACCCCAGAGACCUUGACAAAGUCCUGGUGUGUCCUAUGAAGUCAGCUCCGGUGCUGCUUACCCUGUCCGACUCUAAACACGUGGUUCUGCCCGUGGAUGACGACUCUGACCUGAAUGUGGUGGCGGCCUUCGACCGGCGGGGGGAGUACAUCUACACCGGCAACGCCAAAGGAAAGAUUCUGGUGCUGAACACGGACACACAGGAUCUGGUGGCAUCGUUUCGGGUGACAACAGGGACCAGUAACACCACAGCCAUCAAGUCCAUAGAGUUUGCGCGCAAGGGCAGUUGUUUCCUCAUCAACACAGCAGACAGAAUCAUCAGGGUGUAUGACGGGAGGGAGAUUCUCACCUGUGGGAGAGACGGGGAGCCAGAGCCCAUGCAGAAACUACAGGACCUGGUCAACAGGACUCCCUGGAAGCGGUGUUGUUUCUCUGGGGAUGGGGAGUACAUUGUGGCUGGUUCAGCCCGGCAGCAUGCUCUGUACAUCUGGGAGAAGAGCAUUGGCAACUUGGUAAAGAUCCUCCAUGGAACCAGAGGAGAACUACUGCUGGACGUGGCUUGGCACCCUGUGCGACCAAUCAUCGCCUCCAUAUCCAGCGGAGUGGUGUCCAUCUGGGCUCAGAACCAAGUGGAAAACUGGAGUGCGUUCGCCCCAGACUUCAAGGAGCUGGAUGAGAACGUGGAGUACGAGGAGAGAGAGUCUGAGUUUGACAUAGAGGAUGAGGAUAAGAGUGAACCUGAACAGACAGGUGCUGACGCUGCGGAGGAUGAGGAGGUGGAUGUGACCUCUGUUGACCCCAUCGUAGCAUUCUGCAGCAGUGAUGAGGAGCUGGAGGACUUCAAGGCCCUGCUCUACCUGCCCAUCGCUCCAGAGGUAGAAGACCCUGAGGAGAAUCCAUUUGGUCCCCCUCCGGAUGCAGCCGGUCAGACCACCCCUGUAGAAGAUGGUUCAGCCCACACAGGGAGCGGGGACAAGAAGCGCCAGCCGUCCUCAGAGGGAGUUCCGCCCAAAAAGAAGGCUCGUACCACCACCAUCGAACUACAGGGGGUGCCUAGUGAUGAGGUGCACCCCUUACUGGGGGUAAAGGGAGACAGCAAGUCCAAGAAGAAGACGGCAGGGCGGCCAAAAGGAUCCAAAGGGAGCCUGGUUUCACAGUCCUACAAGCAGCAUGAUAUCGGGGGACUGGACUGAGCCAGCACCAUAAUCAUCAUCGCCCCCUGUGGUUCUGGAAGGGGAAGGACAGGCACCUAAAUUCGGCCUGUUUUUACACUCUCCUAAAAUCAAGACUCUGUGAUAUCACUCAAGACUGUCAUUAUGGUAUCACCCCCCCACCACAACCCCAAAAGACUCAUUAUGACAUCACAGCCUUCUAUUGCUCAGGCUGUGACUUUCCCUACCGGCUGUCUCUCUCUGUCCUCUCUGUGCUGGCUGCUAUGGUUACCUGGAUUAUCUCCCUCCUGUCAAAGACUGAUGUAUGUGACCUGAUGAUGUCACAAGUUUUAGAUGAGAGUUCUGACAAGGAACUCCUGCAACAUAGCAGAUUCACACUUUCUCAUUUUCACGUUUUUUUGGGGGAUGAGUAACAGAAACAAACCAAGAGAAGAGGCAAGCAACAGUCUGCAAUAGUAUAGGGUCACCUCUUCUCCCCUCUGUCUUUUUUUCUGUAGAAUGACUGAUGUACAGGAGUUAUUACAUGGAAUGUGUCCCAACUGGUCUGCUUCUAACUCUGUUUCUGGACAUGUCUUUUUGUGUUUCUUUUUAUACAUGUUAUUAAACCAUUUAGAUUGUUUUUGA